UGGCCAGUUGCUUUGUCACUCAUCAGUCCUUGGGUCAGCCCGCCUCCAGGCUCGGAAGACCCGCCUCCUCCCUAAAGUUAAGCGAGGAAUACAGGGAUUGGAAAUUUAGACGGUGACGUAACUUUCCGCUUUACGUGGCCUUCCGCUCGCUCGGCAGUCGGAGGGGGUUCGGGGUUCUUUUGGCGGGCUCCCGGUCCCUCCGCCCUCAGAGGCUCCAUGAGGUCAGUUAGCUACGUGCAGCGCGUAGCGCUGGAGUUUAGCGGGAGCCUCUUCCCACACGCAAUCUGUCUCGGAGACGUCGAUAACGAUGCGUUAAAUGAACUGGUAGUGGGAGAUACCAGCGGAAAGCUGUCUGUGUAUAAGAAUGACGACAGCCGGCCAUGGCUCACCUGCACCUGUCAGGGAAUGUUGACUUGUGUUGGAGUUGGAGAUGUGUGUAACAAAGGAAAGAACCUGGUAGUGGCAGUGAGUGCUGAAGGCUGGUUUCACUUGUUUGACCUGACACCUGCCAAGGUUCUGGAUGCUUCUGGGCACCAUGAGACAUUCAUGGGAGAGGAGCAGCGUCCAGUCUUCAAGCAACACAUUCCUGCCAAUACCAAGGUCAUGCUCAUCAGCGACAUCGAUGGAGAUGGGUAUUGUGAGCUGGUAGUGGGCUACACAGACCGUGUGGUACGGGCCUUCCGCUGGGAAGAGAUGGCUGAGGGCACUGAACACCUUACAGGACAGCUGGUGUCCCUCAAGAAGUGGAUGCUGGAGGGUCAGUUAAGCCCCUGUUCCUGGCAGGUGGACAGUCUCUCGGUGACACCGGGGCCACUAGGUGUUCCUGAAUUGAUGGUAUCUCAGCCAGGCUGUGCUUAUGCAGUGCUUCUGUGCACCUGGAACAAGGAUACUGGGUCCCCUGCUACCUCUGAGGGGGCCACGGAGGGCAGUAGGGAGACCCCAGCUGCCCGAGAUAUAGUGCUGCACCAGACUUCUGGCCGCAUCCACAACAAGAACGUCUCCACUCACCUGAUUGGCAACAUCAAGCAAGGCCACAGUUCUGAGAGUGGUGGCUCUGGCCUCUUUGCCCUGUGCACCCUGGAUGGGACAUUGAAGCUUAUGGAAGAAGCAGACAAGCUGCUGUGGUCAGUCCAGGUGGAUCACCAACUUUUCGCCCUAGAAAAGUUAGAUGUCACAGGAAAUGGGCAUGAAGAGGUGGUUGCAUGUGCCUGGGAUGGACAGACAUAUAUUAUCGAUUACAACCGCACUGUUGUUCGCUUCCAAGUGGAUGAAAAUAUCCGCGCCUUCUGUGCAGGCCUGUACGCCUGCAAAGAGGGCCGUAAUAGCCCCUGCCUCGUGUACGUCACUUUUAACCAGAAGAUCUAUGUUUACUGGGAGGUACAGCUGGAACGGAUGGAGUCCACCAAUCUGCUGAAACUGCUAGAAGCUGAACCUGAGUACCACAGCCUCCUGCAGGAGCUGGGGAUGGAUCCUGAUGACCUCCCUGCAGCCCGAGCCCUGCUUCACCAAACUCUCUACCAUCCGGACCAGCCACUACCAUGUGCUCCCUCAAGCCUCCAGGAUCCCACCUAGCUGGGACUGGCCUCCUGUCUGAUCCCAGAUGGUGUGAUGGAAAGAAGCAAUGAAGUCUUCAGAACUGGGAUGCUAGUGUUCACCCUUGCUAGUAUUUUCCCUCAUCCACUAGCACCUUCACCCUGUCCAGUCACUUCCUAGAUUCUACCAGUUUGCCCUCCUGUCUGUAGGGUCUGGCACUGCUUUCUGUUACUACUUUCCUUAGCCUCCCCAUAGCUCAUCUAAGUCACUGGGCCUCAGUUCACAAGCACCUGCCUCUGGCACUGUGGCCUUCCCAAUACACCAGCUCUAGGCUUCCAGACUGACUUAUCAAAAACCCUGCCACCCAAAGUGUCGUCCCCAAAGCAGCGGCUUUAAAAAGCAUAUAGAAGCCUGCUUAAAAUGCAGAAAUCUCAGACCUAGUCAAUCAAAGCUGGCUUUUGGGGUUUUAUCUUUUUGCAGUGCUGGGGAUCAAACCCAGGACCUCACAUAUGCCAGGCAAAUGCUCUACCACUGAACCACACUCCCAAUCCCAGAACCUCACUUUAGCAAAACCCAGGUGAGCUGUGUAUCCAUUCAAGGUGAUGAUCCAGAUGACCUGGGUGCUGUCUGAAUUUUCCACUUCACCUCCAUACCUUCACUCCUGCUCACUCCUUCUCCCUGAAACCCCGCUUCCUCAUUCUUCCCUAGGCCAAACUGGUGCCUGACUCAACAUGCUGGAUUCAGAAGAAUGGUUCUUAUUUUGCACCUGAGAUUCCAUGUGUACUCUGUAAUUAGCGCAGGAUCGACCUCCUCCAGGGUACCCUCUCUGGACUCUUCCUGUUCCUCCCCCUGCUCGUAUCUCUCUUGGUUAUGUUUCUCAUAGAUGUUAUUUCUGGAUUUCACUCCCCCACUACCCUGGAGAGCCUUUGAGGUCAGGUCUGUUUCUCAUGUUUGUAUACCAGGGCUUUACUCGACAUCCAGUAGGUACUCAGUAAGUGCUUGCUGAAGAAUGACUGCUCUCCCAGGCUCCACAUGCUCCUCCACCUGCCCUCUCUCUUUGGGAGCCUGGGAUUGUUUUUAUACUCUUGGCCUCAUGGGGCUCUAGAGGUUGCCUCCCAGCAGCAAGCUGCCAGCUCUGGGAAAAGUGCACUGAGUUCUGAACCAGCUGAAAUAAAAAGGAGGGGGGGGGAGUUCAGCAGUUCCCAUCUUCCACGUUUCCCACAAUGGCUCCAGGCUCCAGGCCUCUCCCACAUUGUGUGCAGUUUGAUCCCGAGCUAUCCCAGGGAGAGAGACAGUGGGACCUCCCAACCAAUGGCAUCUUCACUCCCAAAGCCAUAAGAGGUAAUGCUAGAGGUCAACUCAGGAGGUACCAAGGCAAAGGGCAGAAAUGAGAAGCCCAGAAGCUGGAAUCACCACUCUAGAAUAGCAUAGAUGUAGGAUGGUCCCCAAUAGAUGCAGAGUCCUAGCCCUCAAGAGAUAAGAACCUGCUUCCCUACUCCAUCCCUUUUCUCAGCUGUGCUCACUGUGUUUGCAAGGGGGACCAACCCUGGCUGUUCUCUGAACUCAAAGUUCAGUUAAUCUGAUCACUUUUCCUCAGUGGGGGCUGUUACAAUGGAGCUAGGGCAUUGCCUGACCUCUGGGCUGUGUCCCUGGAGGGGGAAAUUCAAGCUGGGAGAAUAAGGGAAAGGUAGGGCUAGGUCAGGAAAGGCAGUGAGGGCUGCAUUUGCUUCCAGCUUCCCAAGAAGAGGUUUUUACUUCAAUAAAAUAUAGUUCUAUAUCUUCUGGA
This is a messenger RNA of Marmota flaviventris (yellow-bellied marmot), 3319 nucleotides long. Lineage: Eukaryota; Metazoa; Chordata; Mammalia; Rodentia; Sciuridae. The record is from RefSeq and is a predicted model, not a curated record.